This is a messenger RNA of Trypanosoma cruzi, 1062 nucleotides long. Its product is annotated as mucin-associated surface protein (MASP), putative. The transcript has a single exon. Lineage: Eukaryota; Euglenozoa; Kinetoplastea; Trypanosomatida; Trypanosomatidae. The record is from RefSeq and is a predicted model, not a curated record. Bases 1 to 1062 code for a protein of 353 amino acids.
AUGGCGAUGAUGAUGACUGGCCGUGUGCUGCUGGUGUGUGCCCUCUGCGUGCUGUGGUGCGGUGCCGGCGGAGGCGAAUGCACUGAGGUGGUGAAAGCGCCUGCUGAUGGUGCUGGGAGUGGGAGUGAACCGCUGGUGCAAUCACAAGAACUUGGAACGUCUCCACAAGGAUCACAAGAAUUAAAAGAUGGGGCGCCAGUUGUUAAAAAGGAAGCACCACCCGCACCUCCCACGCCUUCAUAUGAAGAGGACGAUGAUGAUGAAGAUAAUGAUGGUAAGGGAGACGGUGAUGGCCAAGAAGAUGAAAGCCCUUCAGAGCAUUUGGAAGAAACCGUGGAAGAUGCUGCAGGAAAAGAAAAAACAAAGACGCAAUUACAAAAUAAAGAACAGGAAGUAAGGCAACCGCCAAAAUCGCAAGUACAUGUACCACAGCAACCGCAGUCACAAACGCAACUGCAGCCGCAGCCACACACUCCUGCUUCAGAAGAGGGUGAAGGUGUUGGCGAGAACAAUGCGGGUGGAGCAGGUCAGCCCUCAUUGGGAGUAGAAAAUAAAGGAAACGCGGAUUCAAGGGCCCUCGGGAAAGGAGACUCAUUAAGGGGUCCAGGUAAAGAAUCAGAAAGCAGUGAACCGGUCCAAACGACGGUGCCAAACACAGUACCGCCGGAGCACAAAACUAAAAAUGAAAUGUUAACUCCGGAACAAAAGACGAAUGAAAGCCAAAGCACGGAUACAUCCACGAACCUACCCGAACUACAAAAGGAAAAUAAAGAAUAUCCUGCCUCUACGGAAGGUGCGGUGCAGAGUACAUCAACUGGCAUUCAAGAACAAGAAGCUGAACCAUCUACAAGCGAAGAACCUUCCCGUUUUGAGGAGGAACACUCCACAGGGACGAAGACAACCGAGGAUGCUCGAACUCCGGAUGCUGCAGCGACAGAAAAACGCCAAACUGGAGAUAAUGAAAAGGUUGGCGACAGUGACGGCAGCACCGCGGUCUCCCACACCUCCUCCCCUCUUUUGCUUCUUCUUGUAGCAUGUGCGGCUGCGGUGGUGGCCGCGUGA